Messenger RNA from Leptomonas pyrrhocoris, 2530 nucleotides. RefSeq lists its product as hypothetical. Lineage: Eukaryota; Euglenozoa; Kinetoplastea; Trypanosomatida; Trypanosomatidae. The transcript has a single exon. The coding region runs from base 59 to 2530 and encodes 823 amino acids. The record is from RefSeq and is a predicted model, not a curated record.
GAAGAAACCAAAAGCACGUUCGUUCAAACGAAAUCUUUCGCAGCAGGUUCGAGCGACGAUGCCGCCAAAGCUGACUUCAAAGAACAUAUUCGAUGUCGUGUUCGAGCAGCUGCCCGCUGACGCCUUCAUCGACACCGGUCCGGCCUCGCUGCGGGAGGAGUUGAUGCUUGAAGCUGCUGGGAUGUCCGGCGGCACCGACGAACACAACAGUCAGAACAGAAACAGCGGCAGCGGCCGUGGCGGGUCGAGCCAGUUCAGACGUCAUCUCCUGCCCUCCUCUUCGAUCGCAGCGGCGGGGGCCAACGCAAUUCGCUCUUCGGCUACGUCGAAGGGCGCGGCGUCUGCAGCAACGACCACAUCCGUAGAGGACGACGUUUUAGGCGAGGAGGCGGCGGUGUACGCGAACGGCGGGGCCUCUGCACCGCCCGCCUACGCCGCCACCUCCGCCGUCGCGUCUCACCUCAGCGCCCAGCAAAGCCGUGGAGUCGACGGGCCGUCGCUCUUCCGCCGUGUCGACGACGACGACGGUGCGGAGGCGUUGACGGCGGUGGUGGGUGCGGAGAGCAGAGGCGGUACUCGUGUGGCAGGCGGGGACCCGCAAGGCACGGAAGGCGACGGCUUCGACUUGGCGAUGCAGAUGGACGAGGAGGAUGAUGCGGUGAAGGAGGCGAUGAAGGACGCGAAGCUCCUCGCGACGAUCCGCGCCGAGGCCGAAGAGGCGGAGAGUGAAGGGGGCGGUGCGAGUCGUGCGGGGGGCCUUCACGGUAGCCGCGGCGCGGCUUCGGGGGCAUCCACGUUGGGGCAGGGCGUGCUUGCCACCGUCGGUGGCGCCGAAGGGGCUACCGUGCUGCCGAAUGCGGAUGGCCAACCGGGACGGUCCACUGUGGGCACAUCGUCACCGUCACUACAUGCAAAAGAAAACGGUGGCGGCUCCGUCGCUCAACGGCUCAUGUCCUCCAGCAGCGGCACCACCACCGCCGCCGUGGGUCGCAGCGCGCCCCUCACCGCCGAGGAACAGCUCGCCCGCAUGCCACCCGGUCUGGACCGCGUCUACACCGGUUCGUGCGUCAUGUAUCGGCAUCCGAAAGGCUUCGGCUUUAUCUCGCCCGACUGCGGCGGGCCAGAUGUGUACUUCAUCAACGACGGCAUCGUUCUGUCCUUCACCCGCCUCGCCUUGCGUGCCUUCUACCUGAAGAACGCGAUGCCGCUGCCGCCCUCCAUCGCCGCCUUCUGCCGCGGGGCCGGCGGCGUCGGGCGGGCGGAGGGGGCGGCCGCCCAUACGACGUCCGAAGAAGCGGAGGUGCCGGGCAAGGUGGCGACGACGAAUGCACAGUCGACACAGGAUGACACGAAGGAGAAGAUUGCGGACGAGGGCCAGCGCACUGACACACCAGCAAGCGAGGCGACCACCACGACCACCACCGCUACCUCCGCUACGGGAGUAGAGGUGAACGUUGCAAAAGGUGUGUUGGAGGACACCGACGGGAUGAGCCCGAACCACGGCGGUGCGGCGGUCCUGCCUGCUGCUGCGGUGGCGGACAUCGGCGAUCGCGUGUCGCUGCCACCGACUACUGCGGCUGAGCUCACGCAGGCGGAGGCGGCCGCCGCGCUGCUCACGCCCGCCACCGCCGCGCUGCUGCAGCACCAGGUUGAUCAAGGCUUCGGCGGUGGGGCACGGGUGGGCGAGAGGUUCAGCUUCGUAGUCACGCGCAACCACGCCGGCCGCGGUGGCAAUGGCCGGCUGCUGCGCGCAGAGUUCAUUCGCGGGGUGCCCAUCGCGAGCUUUGCGAUGCCCGUCGAGCAGAGCUGGUUUGCGCCGAUGUUCGCCGGUGCGGUGGGUCGGAAGGCGAACCCGCACGGCGUGUACAACGCGGUGGGCAGUGCUGCUCCCCACAAUCCUCAUGCUUCACUGGGUGGUGGUAGUGGUGGCCGCGGUGCGGAGGGCGAAGGGGCUCCCGCGGCCCAGUCGACCAGCGGUGGUGUUGCAGUGGACAACAACGCCGAGGGCAUGCCUGCGACUGCGGCACUGGUGCGCUACACCGGCUGUGUCCGCACCUACGACGCAGAGGACCAGCGCGGCUACCUGCGCUGCGACGAGACGGACGGCGGCGGCGGCAGCCCCCCUGACGUCGUCUUCCACGCGCACGCGUUCCUCUGGGACCUCGCUCGCUGCCCUCCGCUGAAGCGACAGGUGAAGGAGAGCAUGCAGGUCGCGUACAGCGUGUGCGGGACGGAGCGCAACGGCAAGUACAUCGCGACGUUGAUCACCACCCCCGCGGGGGAGCCGUUUUCGGAGGAGAACACGACCUUUGCGGAGAACGUGCGGCCGUUCUACAUGGCCGACAGCGUCAACCGGCGCCGUGGCCGCGGGGACGACAACGCCGGUGGCCUCGGCAGCGGUCGUGCGAUGAACAGCGCAGAGGGUGGAAUGGGUGGUGGUGGCGAUGGUGGCGGUGGCGAUCGCAAGCGGGCGAAGGCGGCGGAGGAGGACCUGCUUCUGUUUGAAGACGAUGACUACCCUUUCAUGUGA